Messenger RNA from Ilex paraguariensis (yerba mate), 1167 nucleotides. Lineage: Eukaryota; Viridiplantae; Streptophyta; Magnoliopsida; Aquifoliales; Aquifoliaceae. The record is from the annotation of a GenBank genome assembly.
AAGCAAUCCAUCAUUUCCGGUUUCUCUUGCUUAUACAUCUCAAUUGAAGGCUAAAAAGAAGAGUUACUGCAUCAAAAACAUGGCAAACGAUGACCUAAUGGAGAAGCUUUCGAAAUCAGUAGACAUGGGUACUAGAGAAGAAAGAUGGUCCCUCAAGGGAAAGACUGCCCUUGUCACUGGUGGUACUAGAGGAAUUGGGUGUGCCAUUGUGGAGGAACUAGCUGGGUUUGGUGCUGCUGUUCAUACAUGUUCAAGGAACCAAACAGAACUCAAUGAAAAGCUAAAAGAAUGGGAAGCAAAGGGUUUUAAAGUAACUGGUUCAGCAUGCGAUUUGUCAUCAAGACCAUCACGAGAGGAGCUAAUGAAGACUGUGUCCUCUGUUUUUGAUGGCAAACUAAACAUCCUUAUAAACAAUGCUGCAACAAGUGUACUUAAACGAGCAACAGACUACACUGCAGAAGAAUUCGAACGCACAAUGGAGACCAACGUCGCAUCUCCAUACCAUCUAUGCCAACUCGCACACCCUCUCCUAAAAGCAUCUGGAAAUGGAAGCAUUGUGUUCAUUUCCUCGGUUUCAGGUGUGACGGCCCUACCUGCUCAAACUGUGUAUGGAGCAUCUAAAGCUGCAAUCAAUCAAAUUACACAGAACUUGGCUUGUGAAUGGGCAAAGGAUAACAUUCGCACCAACACAGUUGCACCAUGGGGUGUCAAAACCACCGUUAUGAAACCUGAGGAUAUGGAUCCAUCAAUAAUGAUGAUGUAUAUGCCACUAAUGGCUCGAACUCCUCUCCGCCCCAUAGCAGAGCCCCAGGAGAUUUCAGGACUUGUGACAUUCCUUUGCCUUCCCACUGCUUCAUAUAUUACAGGGCAGGUUAUCGUUGUUGAUGGUGCAUACACAGCUGGUGGUUUCUCCAUGUAAAGCACCAAAUCACCACUGUAUUAGUCACCUACCUACCACUACCUAAAUAAGCUUCUAAGUAUUGAGGCAGAUUUGUCACCAAAGAUUUAUUUCUGGGUGUUUUUCGUGUCGGUUAAGGUAGAAAAUCUUAGUAUAUGUUGAUGUUGUGUUAUUUUGUUGUUUUUUUGGUUCUUGGGUUUGGCCCUGUAUUUGUAUUUCCCUUCAUAGUAUUUGUUUCGUCUUGCUAUUGGAUCAAUUACACUUUAUAU